UUAAUAACGUGAAUAGAAUGGAGCCACGCUUUCUAGCAAUUUUUAUGAUAGCUCUUUCAUUUCCACACUUUGUUCAGUCCUUGGUGCGUCAUUACAAUUUUAGUGUGGUAUUGAAGAAUGAAACAAAGCUUUGUUCAACAAAAUCGUUUGUCACAGUAAAUGGAAAAUUCCCAGGGCCAACUUUGUAUGCAAGAGAGGAUGACACUCUAAUAGUAAAGGUCACUAACCAUGUUAAACAUGAAGUUACAAUCCAUUGGCAUGGAAUCAAACAGCUUCAGACUUGUUGGUCUGAUGGGCUAGCAUAUGUCACACAACGCCCUAUUAAGACAGGAGAAAGCAUGCCAUCUCUUAGCAGCUAUCACCGGUGUCAGGUUGUUCAUGAAUUGAACUACUCCAAGCUGACACAUUUGAUCUUCAUUGCUUCCAAUCACUAACAAGUAUUAUUUUAAAUUGAAUAACUCAUUUUCAAAUUCACAUGGCGAAUAUAACAUCAAGAAUGAAGGCCAAGCAUCAUGUGCAUAUUGACAAUUGAAAUAACAUAUAUCUGAUCCGAACAUAUGAAUUUUACCCACACCGGUAUAUAUGUAGCUCUGUGAGUACUUAGGGUAGCCAGAUUUUAAUAGAUUCAUGAGUUUCCCAAUGGACAAUGUUGUUAGUAUUUUUUAAAAAGCUAAAAUAACAAACAUUUUUUCUGCUAA
Molecule: messenger RNA, 698 nt
Organism: Vicia villosa (hairy vetch)
Lineage: Eukaryota; Viridiplantae; Streptophyta; Magnoliopsida; Fabales; Fabaceae
Product: laccase-4-like
Exons: 3
Coding region: 18-434 (138 amino acids)
Molecular function (GO): copper ion binding; oxidoreductase activity
Source: RefSeq, a predicted model, not a curated record